Messenger RNA from Gossypium raimondii (Peruvian cotton), 1503 nucleotides. RefSeq names its product probable serine/threonine-protein kinase PBL7. The record is from RefSeq and is a predicted model, not a curated record. Gene Ontology annotation, molecular function: ATP binding; protein kinase activity. Bases 73 to 1383 code for a protein of 436 amino acids. Lineage: Eukaryota; Viridiplantae; Streptophyta; Magnoliopsida; Malvales; Malvaceae. The transcript has 7 exons. Gene Ontology annotation, biological process: protein phosphorylation.
UGCACAGAUUUCAUUUGGUAGAGGGGUUCUCAUGCUUAAGCAUCUUCUGCUCAUGCUCAUUGUCAUUAGCAAAUGUGGCCACUUCUUAUCAUCGCCCUUUUAACAGCUUUGCUGGGUUCCUCCUUAUUCUUCUGCAGGAGAAAGCUUAGUCAAAGAUGGAGCCGUAAAGGAAGUUUAAAAGCUGAGGAAUCAAGGUUAAGGCGUUUCCAGUUGGAGGAGGUGGCUAAGGCUACCAAAAAUUUCAGUGCAGAGUGUUUGUUGGGGUCUGGAGCAUUUGGGAAUGUGUAUAAAGGAACCUUUGAACUCCAUGGUACGUUAGCAAUCAAGAUAGCUCAUGCCGACUCCUAUCAAAGCGUUGAAGAAUUUAGAAAUGAAGUGAGGCUUCUUUCGACUGUAAAUCACCCCAAUCUGGUAGGCUUGGUGGGGUAUUGUGAAGAAUCCGGACCCGAAGGUGCAAAAAUAUUGGUUUAUGAAUACGUACCCCAUGGUUCUUUACUUGAGUACAUUAUGGGAAGAGGAGGAAGAAACUUAACGUGGAGGCAACGAGUAAACAUAGCUAUUGGAGCAGCUAAAGGAAUAGCAUACUUACACGAUGGGAUUAAGCCGAGCAUAAUCCACCGUGAUAUAAAACCGAGCAACAUCUUAAUUGGAGAUGGUAUGGAAGCCAAGGUUUCGGAUUUUGGACUUGUGAAACUAGGACCGGUCGGAGAUCAAUCACAUGUUAGCAGUCAAAUAAAAGGAACACCAGGGUACCUUGACCCUGCAUAUUGUACCACCUUCCAUUUGACUCCUUUUAGUGAUGUUUAUAGCUUUGGUGUCAUCCUUCUGCAACUUGUAUCUGCCCGCCCGGCUGUGGAUUCAACUACAAGAUGUCAACCUAAUUAUCAUAUCAUCGAUUGGGCAAGGCCGAGUAUAGAGAAGAGCAGCAUCGAAGAAAUCCUUGAUAUUAGUCUUUUAUCUCCGGCCCAGACAUGCAAUAUGGAGAUGAUGCUGAAGAUGGGUGAACUCGGCCUAAGCUGUGUGGAGAAAAUGCCUAAAAACCGGCCUACUAUGGCUCGGGUCUGGCAAGAACUAGAAGAUACACUUCAUUUAGUGGACAACUCCACGCACAAACAGCCCUGGAGAAGUAGUGUAAGAGCAACUAGCAAACUUGCUCCACCUACAGAACGAGUACAUCAUAGAACAUUGGAUAAGGAUUUUUCUCAAAGCUUCGUAAGCAUAGACGGUGUUGGGUUUCAGAAGUUCCGCAUUGAAAUGGAUAUUGUUUCAUUGCAAAGUAGUAGCAGCUUAAGAUGUUUUGAGUUCAACACUAAUGAUGGUGUUGAAGUUGAUAAGAAGAAUUUGACACCAGUUACGGAGGAGACAAGUAAUCAGUGUUUUUAAGCUUUAAGAAACGUAAGUCUUUGUGUCGUAGUUGGUAUUUGAAUCCAUCGUCCUGGCUUUUAGUCCCUUCCUUGUUUUGGUGUUUGAAAAAGGUUACAGAAAAGGAGAUGAAUUGUUCCA